AUUCUAGUUCCGGUCUCUAUGGCGGCCGGCGGAGGCAGGAACGGUUGUAGGUCGGCUGAAUUAGCCGCCAAACGGCCAAUGAGAGUGGAGGACUGAUAAAAUAUUAUCCAGUAGAAGUCAGGAAUUGGGGUCAGGUGGGCAGAUUGACAGCAGCACUGGCCAGUUAACAACGCCUAGGGCGGGUCGAUCGUAGGGCUUAUCCCGCCUGUCCCGCCAUUCUCGCUAGUUCGAUCGGUAGCGGGAGCGGAGAGCGGACCCCAGAGAGCCCUGAGCAGCCCCACCGCCGCCGCCGGCCUAGUUACCAUCACAUCCCGGGAGGAGCCGUAGCUGCCGCAGCCGGCCCCAGUCACCAUCACCGCAACCAUGAGCAGCGAGGCCGAGACCCAGCAGCCGCCCGCCGUCCCCCCCGCCGCCCCCGCCCUCAGCGCCGCCGACACCAAGCCCGGCACUACGGGCAGCGGCGCAGGGAGCGGUGGCCCGGGCGGCCUCACAUCGGCGGCGCCUGCCGGCGGGGACAAGAAGAUCAUCGCAACGAAGGUUUUGGGAACAGUAAAAUGGUUCAAUGUAAGGAACGGAUAUGGUUUCAUCAACAGGAAUGACACCAAGGAAGAUGUAUUUGUACACCAGACUGCCAUAAAGAAGAAUAACCCCAGGAAGUACCUUCGCAGUGUAGGAGAUGGAGAGACUGUGGAGUUUGAUGUUGUUGAAGGAGAAAAGGGUGCGGAGGCAGCAAAUGUUACAGGUCCUGGUGGCGUUCCAGUUCAAGGCAGUAAAUACGCAGCAGACCGUAACCAUUAUAGACGCUAUCCACGUCGUAGGGGUCCUCCACGCAAUUACCAGCAAAAUUACCAGAAUAGUGAGAGUGGGGAAAAGAACGAGGGAUCAGAGAGUGCUCCCGAAGGCCAGGCCCAACAACGCCGGCCCUACCGCAGGCGAAGGUUCCCACCUUACUACAUGCGGAGACCCUAUGGGCGUCGACCACAAUAUUCCAACCCUCCUGUGCAGGGAGAAGUGAUGGAGGGUGCUGACAACCAGGGUGCAGGAGAACAAGGUAGACCAGUGAGGCAGAAUAUGUAUCGGGGAUAUAGACCACGAUUCCGCAGGUAUGGUUCACAUAAACAUGUUUCUAUUAAAAUUUCCUCAAACCUUUGUUAGGACUCCGCACAUCAUGCCUCUC
Messenger RNA from Cebus imitator (Panamanian white-faced capuchin), 1177 nucleotides. It is a transcript of the gene YBX1, whose product is annotated as Y-box binding protein 1. NCBI's taxonomy places the organism in Eukaryota, Metazoa, Chordata, Mammalia, Primates, Cebidae. Gene Ontology annotation, molecular function: nucleic acid binding. The record is from RefSeq and is a predicted model, not a curated record. The transcript is spliced from 6 exons. The coding region runs from base 364 to 1155 and encodes 263 amino acids. Gene Ontology annotation, biological process: regulation of gene expression. Gene Ontology annotation, cellular component: nucleus.